Guillardia theta CCMP2712 is the source of this 1017-nucleotide messenger RNA. RefSeq lists its product as hypothetical. The transcript is spliced from 2 exons. NCBI's taxonomy places the organism in Eukaryota, Cryptophyceae, Pyrenomonadales, Geminigeraceae. The coding region runs from base 1 to 1017 and encodes 338 amino acids. The record is from RefSeq and is a predicted model, not a curated record.
AUGCUGGAUUCCCUCGUCCAAGGACAAGCAGAGGUGAAAGAUCUCUUCGACAUGCUCAGACAAGAGCAGAAGGACCUCAAGGCUAGGAUGCAGCAGGACAUGGAGAAGAAGACGAAGAGGAAGGUCAAGAAAUCUCCUGCACUCUCCAAACUGCAAGAAGCAACGCAUCCCGCACAUACCCGCAGGUAUGGAAUCAAGUUGCGAUAUGCGGAUAGAGUCCCGAGCAACAUGCAAGAAUCAAGGAUGAAAGAUCACAAGGUGUGGAGCACGGGUAACAGCAGCCUAGAGGUUGACGACGAAUUCUUUGAAUGUCUGAUCGAGCGAGAGCAAAAGCUGCUUGAGGUGUGGCAGGAGCUCAGCAAUCGGAAGGCGGAGGUGGUCCAAGCCAACUCAGAGGACGGCAAUGAGUCUACGGAGAUGGCGAAGUUCGAGCAGAGGGUGAGCCGUCUCGAGCAGGAGAUGCAAGCUGCAAAGCUUGAGCUGCAUGAGACUGUCAGGGCCAACUGCCGCAGCCAGACGCUUGUCCAGCUGAUGGCGUCCAAAGUUGCGGUGCUUGAGAGCGAAGCUCCGAACAGAGGAAGCGUGGAAGAACUAGAGAGCCUGCUGCUGGAAACCGCGAGACGAGUUGAGCACAUGAGUCGCUGCAAAGCUGCACUAGACAGCGAGGCGAUGCAGCUGAGGAGGCAGCUCCAUGUCAACGAGUCCCUCGCACACCAGCUGCAGGAGGAACUCGAUGCUGCCGUCGAGCAGAACCAGCUUGCGAUCCUCGAGCUACAGCCCAAAGACUUCAGAGAACCGACGAGACCUUCCCCAGGACGAGCCGACGGAGUCGCACCAGCUGCUGACGUCAUCACGUUACAAGCUCAGCUGCAGUCCCUCCGAGACGAGCUACAGCGCCAGCGAAGACUCGCUAAGUCGCUAGAGGAGGAGAACGCGGAGCUGCGGAAGGAGAGCCCUGCAGCGUCACCGGAUGUGCUUCGAAUGAUGGAGGCGCGAGGGAGAGGGAGAGACGAUUAA